CCGAGGCCGCAUGCCCGGUGCCGCGGGCGCCAUUGGCCGCCGCAGUCACAUGCCGGGCGGCGGCGGGGCUGCCGCUCCUCCCCGCCUCCAUCCCCGCCUGCCUGCCUCGGCCGCCAGCGCUGGGAGCGGCCGCGAUCGCACCAUGAGCACCCUCAAGGUCUACAGCACCUCGGUGACCGGCUCCCGGGAGAUCAAAUCCCAGCAGAGCGAGGUAACCCGAAUCCUCGACGGGAAGAACAUCAAGUACGAGCUGGUGGACAUCUCCCAGGACAACGCUCUGCGGGAGGAGAUGAGGGCCAAGGCGGGCAACCCCAAAGCCAUCCCACCCCAGAUCGUCAACGGGGACCAGUACUGCGGGGAUUACGAGCUCUUCGUGGAAGCUGUGGAGCAAAACACCCUGCAGGAGUUCCUGAAGUUGGCCUGAGCCCCGCUUCCCCUCCCAUCCUGGACUCUACCUGCAUUCCUGAGCGCCCUCAUCUCCGACCACCUUCACCUCCAGGCUGGCACCACCACCUGUAUCCCAGCACGGGGAAAAACCCACGACCAAAACUCCUCCUUGCAGCUGCCUCCGACUCCCUCCUGCCUCCCCCCGGUGUCAUCUCAGAGGGAUCCAAAGAAAGUUGACGCUCGCUGCUUGGCCUGUGAGCAGAGCUGGGCCUGGCUCACGGCAGCUUCCAGUGCCUCUGUAAACAGCAAAGCCUCCGGGGCCGUGCGAGGCCAUCCUGGCCCUCAGCCCCCUCCUCUGCCUCGCCAGGGCAGGGCUUAGGGCUGCACGGUGCUUCCCACUUCUCCCAGUUGCUGUGGAAAUUGUAAAUUCUGCUGCCUCACUUCCUUUUUUUUUUUUGUCUUCCCCCCCCAUUAUGGCAACUAAGUAAAGGGUUAGGGUGGUGGUUUUUUUUUUUUGUCUUAAUUUAAUGCAAAAAUACUGCACAGAAUUUGGGUGUGAGUGCCCACCUCGGUGGAGCUGGGGGCGAAGGCUGCCUGGGGAAUGGGUGGGGCUGGCAGUGGGAUCUGCUGCUCUGGCCACUCUCCACCCUGACCAGGCUCCCUGGGGAGCAUUAAUGGCUCAGGGCUGCCCCAGAACAGCUGAUGCUCCAGCUGUCCCAUCUUUCCUCUUUGUGUUGGCUUUUUUUUUGCAAUCCUGGACCAAGUGCAUUUUGUUUUUCCUGCCAAAAAGCAAGUUUAUAACCAGUGUUGUCUUCUGAGAUGCUAUUAAAUGUUACUGUACCUUUCA
Passer montanus (Eurasian tree sparrow) is the source of this 1234-nucleotide messenger RNA. RefSeq names its product SH3 domain binding glutamate rich protein like 3 (gene SH3BGRL3). The record is from RefSeq and is a predicted model, not a curated record. Gene Ontology annotation, cellular component: cytoplasm. NCBI's taxonomy places the organism in Eukaryota, Metazoa, Chordata, Aves, Passeriformes, Passeridae.